AUGAAUCACAAGCUGGUGGGCCAAGGGUCUUUGUCAUCCAACAGGUUCUCAUCCUCACCAUCUAACCACAAUCAUCUCAACAAAUUAUUCCUUCUCCUCGUAACAAUUUUCACAAUUUUCUUUAUUAAUUUUUCCACAUCGACCUUCAUUCCACCGAUCAAUGAAAUUCUUUCCGAUCAAAAAGAAUUUAACUCCUUGACUGGUUCUCCAUCAAGUAGCCCCCCAGGUGCUAGCAAUGUUGUAAUUCUUCAAUCACCUGGAGUUUACAAUUAUUCAGUUUAUGAUGAUUUGGAUUUUUCAUUCCAUUUGCCUGCUUGUCCAGAUUCAUUGUACAGAAAUAAGAAUACUAAUCAAUUGGAAUUAAUUGUUCAAUCACCAUCUACUUUUUCAUUAUUUAUUGUUAUUGCCUUUUCCUCACUUUUAUUUGCUAGUAUUGUUUUUAGUUCUUUCAAUUCUGUUUUCUUACCUCAUAUUAGAAAGAGAAUUAGAACAAGUUCAAUUUCUAAUAAUUUGUGGAUUGUUUACUUUGUUUUUGUUGGAUUGAGAGCUGUUUUGAAUGCAGUUCACUUUGGAAAACCAACAAGUUUGAGAAAGGACAGUAAAUUCCUAUAUGCCAUGACCAUAGUAGGAAUGAUUCUUCAUUCAUUGACUGCCUACUUUUUAACACUUGCUUUGAAUUAUCAGAGAAAACAUAGAAGUGGAUUUUCUGUGGAGGCAACAGGUAAUAGUAGACUCUCCUCAUUCCACCAACAAAUUUACGAAGAUAGAGAGGAAGAAAAAUUACAAUCAACAUUCCAGAGAAGAACUGCAUGGAUUAGGAAAAUUGUGGUGAAGGGAUUUUGGGUUAUUUUCUCAUUUGAAUCAUUGGCAACUAUUUGUUUCACAUUUUCAUUGAUUGCCAUCUUUUUACGUGCCUUGAAUGCCAACUCUGCUCAAAGUGGUGAGCUCUACAGAUGGAUUCAAUUAGGAGCAAUGCUCUUUCAAAGAAUUCCAAUUAUUAUCAUUUGCUUUUUAAUUAUCAUGAGUGGAUUCUUCUCAAUUUUCAAGAAGAAAUCUUCACAAGAUCACAGAACAGGAGGUCCAACAAUUUUCACAAGAAUUCUCAUCUUUGUUGCCCUACUCUUAAAUAUUCCCAAUGAUCUUCCACUUUCGUAUUGGAACUAUUUCCUUUACGGAUUGAGAGAGGAUAGAAUUGUUCCUGGAUGCAUGUUCUAUUUUGCAAGUAUUUUCGAUGCUGUCCUGUUGCUUUUCUUCUUUUCACUUGUCUUGUGGCUUUUUGUGAUGAUUAUUGAGUUUAGAAGAUAUAGAAAGGAAACUGUUGAAGCAGCACUUUCUGAUACCGUAGAGAAUUUCGAAUAAACUUGUAUGGUUUC
This is a messenger RNA of Naegleria gruberi, 1373 nucleotides long. RefSeq lists its product as uncharacterized. The record is from RefSeq and is a predicted model, not a curated record. The transcript has a single exon. The coding region runs from base 1 to 1359 and encodes 452 amino acids. Lineage: Eukaryota; Heterolobosea; Eutetramitea; Acrasida; Naegleriidae.